Messenger RNA from Seminavis robusta, 5486 nucleotides. NCBI's taxonomy places the organism in Eukaryota, Bacillariophyta, Bacillariophyceae, Naviculales, Naviculaceae. The record is from the annotation of a GenBank genome assembly.
GCGCAUCCCACGAUGCCACGAAAGAGCCAGCAUCCAAGACGUGACAGGGUGGCACCAUCUCGGGUCUCGCUCAAUGUGGAGGUGGUACCGGUAAUAAGGAAGCAAACAAAACGACGAGAGUGACCAUGGACGCCGAUAGCGUAGCGAAUACGCAGAUUGUGAGCAAUGUCGGCGGCGGCGGGCCCCCCAGCACUGCUGGUGUUCGUGGCGACAAGGGCAGCGUCAAAACCGCGCUUCCUCCCACAAUCGAGAUUGAACCCAGCUUUUCCAACACGUCCUCUCAAAUAUCCUCACGAGGCCCCAAGCCAAAACCGGGGAGCAAAAAGACUCGUCAAAAGAGGGCAUCCAAGGAAUCGUUGGCUUCGAAACCUCGCAAUUCGCGGUACAACGAGCUAAAGCAAGCUUUGGCAGCGGCGUCCAAUGGCACGAUGGACCUGAGCAACCUUAGCCGGGAACAACAGCAACAGCUGCUCAACCAACACAGCAUUCCUUUAGCACAGCCACCACCACCAGCAUCGACGGCACCACGAAGCAAUCCAUCGCCACCAGGCGUCGUGUCGAGUACCCAUAGUCGCAAUCUGACGGCACAAGCCAGGAGCAACCACAGUCGCAACUCUGGUGGAGGGAGUCGUAGAAGUCGUACGAGUCAGCACAGUAGUAGUCGCUCCAUUCCGAUUGCUCCUUCAGCGCCACACGGCAAUACUAGUAGUAGUGGGGUCGCAUCCGAGUCUGGCACGUUGCCCACCACAAUGAUGAUGGAAUCCGUGGACAACAGUGGCAGCCGCCGAGGCAACAGCAUGGCAGAGGCCGUGGGAGCUGUCAUGACGCCCACCACUGCCAAGGUUGUCAAUGACGAAUACUACAAGGCAAUGGAGGAAAAGCUCAAGCAUGAAGAGAUCAUGCACCAAAGACAGCAACAAGCCAAAAAUCAACAGCAUGUGCACACCAAUAUGAAUUCGAAUAGUACUACUGGUAGCAGUAGUACUACGGCUGGCAAUGGUAGUAUUGCCAAUCGACUGGGGCAGUUACCUUGGACCGAAGAAGACAGCGACAUUUUGCGAGAUCAGGUGGCCUUUUGGAAGAAUUGCUUGGUGGACCAUGAAGAACGUGUCCCCCGUGACGAUGUUCGUGAGUUACUCAAACUACUCUACACGGUCUUGCGACAAGAAACACUGUCGCGGUCGGAUCGGACAUUGGUGGAGAUUUCGCAAAAGCUAGAGACUCUGCAACGACUGGACUUGGAACAACUGAUUGAGUUGAUGACUGCUCAUCAGCAUGCUGGCGAAGUCAUGGACGGAAAGGACGUUAUUCUGCUAACAGGUGCGGCGGGUUCCGGGAAGACAACCACCCUGCAUUUCCUGGCGGGUACCGAGUUUGCGGAAACCGAGAUUGAUGGCUUUAUCCAUUUGCAUCCAGGAGGUAUCAAGGAUCAACAGCUAGAAGACUACAAGACUGCGUGCGGACGAGAACCCAUAACCCGGACUUUACAAGUUGCGUCGGUGCCUCUCCCCAAAAGCAACCAGGAUGUCGUGAUUUGUGACACUCCAGGAUUCUCGAUACCCGCCACGUUGGAGGAAGAAUUGGCCUUCCACUACGGCAUGAAUGCCGCCAUUGAUCGGGCCAAACGUAUCAAGCCAGUGGUAGUCUUCAAUCAAGAACUCAUGGGAUCUUGCUUUUCCAAUUUGCCCGACACGUUGGCCUUGAUGAUGAAAGAUUUGACAAUCAAGACACCUCGUGAUUUCAGAGCCCUAGACUACGUUUUCACGCAUUACGAAGAACGGCACCGGACUCGCUUGUGUCAACAGUUUGCUUCCCUCAAGCAUCACAAGCCUCCAACACCGGAAAAUGGGCGCAAGCAUGACCUCUUUGAUGACUUUGUCAACGAUAUUAUCAUCAAGACCACUCCCAGUGCCAAGCUGGCAAUGCCCUUGACGGACAGCCCCCAAGAAAUGAUCGAAAAACUGUGGCAAGAAUCAUUCGUGGACGAACCAAGAGACUACUACUACCGAUCUCCGGCUUCGGAAAAUGCUCUCAAGCAGUUCCAACUUCAGUUGCAGAUCACUCUCUCAGAACUACGUACGGCCCUGUCCCGAGAGGUAUACAGUAUCGCACUCAACCGAAUGGUGACAUUAGAUAAACUAUCAAUUUGGUUCCCACAAGCCAAACAGGCUGCGAUCUUGGCAAAGGAGGCGGCGUCCAGACAAGUCAAGCUGAUAUGGGAUUGGAUGGCUGAUGAGAUUGGCAAUGCCAACUAUCAACGAGCUCUCUUUCGAAUGGAACAAAUGAGUGACUUUGGUCUCAUCUUUCCUGAUGCCCACGAUUGCUUCAAGCAUGGCCAUGAUCUCAUUUGGGAGUCUCUGGUGGCACCCAUGGAAGAAAAGGACUAUCCUCUCACCAUGGAGCGGAUUGGAAAGCUCAGCGUCCUCGCGAACCAAUACAGUGAAGCGAGCCAUUGUGUCAAGCGGGCUCUCCGGCUCUUGCGAAAAAAGGUAGAAACUGUCAUUGAAAUGGGAGGCUUCAAGGACGGUGUUUCGUUGCUCGUGCCCUUGAGCAGUUUGAGUGCCGAGGAUGCUCCCGAGGCUGUUGAAUGCGCCAGGAGCAUUCUUGCCUGUCUCAAAGAUCUCAUGGAAGCUACCAUUGCGCGAAAGGACUACUCUAUGGCUUUCCACAUGAUUCGAAAGUUCAGUACGUUGCAACCUUUGUACCCUCAAACGGAACAAAUGGCGAACCGAGGACUCCAGCUGUGUCGGCAGACACUCGAGACGUCAGUCGCCCAAGGCGACUACGACUCUGCCCUGUUCUUGGUGCAACACAUGCAACGGCUCCAGUUGGAGUUCCCACAGGCCGGAGAGAUUGCCCAAUUCGGGCUGGCCAUCUUCACCAGCACAGUGGAAGUACUUAUCCAACACAAGGACUACAACAAGGCCAUUGCUCUCAUGAAGAAACUUGGCUCGGAAGUAAGAGGAGCCGAUGUAUGUAACAACAAAGGCUUGGGCGUGUUCCAGAACACUGUUGAAAGUCUAAUUCAAGAUGACAAGGACUACAACAAGGCCAUUUUUCUCAUGAAUCAAGUUCGUCUCGAGGUGCCGGGGGCCACCAACGAGCACACACAGAAGGGUGUGGGCGUUUUUGGGUCUGAAGUGGAAGGUCUAAUCGAAGGCAAAGACUACGGGAAAGCCAUAUCGCUCAUCAAGCAAGUAAUAACGGAAGUGCCAGGGUCAGACGAAUGCGCCAAAAGGGGUUUGGGUGUCUUUGGAAACGAGCUUGUGGCACUUAUCCAAAGCAAGAAUUAUAUUCAGGCCUUUGCGUUGAUGAAGGCAGUCGGAGCUGAAGUCCCUGGCCCUGGAUCAAAUGACUGUAUCCAGAAGGGCUUACGUGUUUUUGGAAACGAGGUUGAGAUACUCAUUGAAGGCAACGAAUACAGCAAAGCCGUUUCGCUUUUGAAGAAGCUCGCAGCUGAAGUCGACGGAGAAGCAGAAGAUAACAUCAUUGAAGGGCUGGCUUUGAUGAAGCUCAAGUUGAAGGGUGCAAUCAAGCAGAAGGACUACGAGUCUGCAUUGGAGAUCAUCUACGAAGUGAACAAUUUGGCAAAGGCGGUUCCUCAUCCUCAAGCGGACGCCUGCAUAGAAUACGGUUUCAACUCCCUCGAAGAAAGCAUUCUAAUCGCGAUUGAUAGACAAGAAUAUCAAAGCGCGAUUCAUCUGAUGGAGCUACUCACGGAAGGAGAAAACAAGCUACCAAUGGCGAAGGAGUGCACGCGUGUUGGCAUUCAAGUCCUGAAGCGCAAUGUUGCCAAGGCCAUUGAAAAGAAGAAGUACAGCCCCGCGCUGGAAAUGAUCCAACAAUUGAGCGACAGGGGCCACAAGAUCCCUGAAGUGGGCGAAUGCAGUAGGCGCGGGCUUGAAUUGUUGAAGAAUACAGCCCAGCAAGCCAUCGUAGACAAGGACUAUACCACGGCAACUGAGAUCAUCACAAACCUGAGCGAACUGUCAGUUUCCGUUUCUGAGGCCAAGGUUUGUACCCUCGCCUGUCUUCACUCCAUCGUGGACCACGUCACAGAUAUGCGGCAAGCUGUCGAAAAGACAGUGGAAGAAAUCUCCCAUAUAAGAGAUCUGAAAGUGUUUGUUGCCAUGCUUCUGAAACUCAAGUCGCAAGUUGAGAAAGUGAUAAAAACAGAGCCCUUGCGAAAGCUUUCUGUGCAAAUUCACUACAAGAAGAACUUUCGAGGGAACGAAGAUGAUUCUGGUGACAACGUUCUCUUCGUACCGCAACUGUACACAAGCCAAGCGUUCUGCAGCGACCACAUAGAGUUGCUAGCUGGAAACAUACGAGUGAAGCUGCCAGAAUUUGAUGUAAACGAUGCUUGUAUGGAGAGCCUCAUCCGCAAUCGAAAGGGAAUUCUUUCUGUCAUGAUUCGGCUGAAGGCUGCACACAAGAUCCUUCAUCCUUGUCCUGGAGGAGACAAAGCCUCAGAAGUGUACGCGGCGACGUUUGAACAGUUCUACGCUUUGAUUGAUACCGUUCUAGCAAUCGCCGAAGAAUCCUUAAAGCCUCCCAUUGACAUGCGUCUAUUUGAGCUUCAAGCUUGGUUUUUGUCCGUUCUCAUCAAGGGAUUCAUCAAGGACAAGAUCGACGUCGACAGCGAGGAGCGCAAACAAAUGGAGGAUCUUGAGAAUCGACGAAAGAUCUUGAUGCUCCAAUUCGAAGUUCAGAUAACGGAGGCAUUGGAAAUUCUUGCGGAGCCACAGUUUUUCGACGAAUCAAAGCAAGAGGAGGAGGAAGCAACCGCCGUGUCAAGUCUUGCUCUUGUGAGAUUUGAAGAUCAAGUCAUGGAGAAAGACACUGCGGAAAGCGAAACAACCAGCGGCGCCGAUGCCUUCAUCAAAGACGGACACAAGAACAAGGGACUCACCGCGGCGGCUCUCCAUCAAAUUGACUUUGAUUCAUUUGUGGCUCCACGAGACGUGCUGCUGUCGUUGACAGAAAGACCUGAACUCUUCAAGAUGAUACUAAAACCCCUGUCGACAGACGAUGUGGACACUACUGUCAAAGCGUUCGACAAGCAAUUGGUAGAGUUUAUCGGACAACUGGUGCUCUUUGGCGAAGGCGAAUACAACAGACUGCUUGAGUUUGCCAAAUCCGGUGCCACUCUCACCGAAAUAUUAGAGCGUGCAAAGGUUCUACGUGACAUAGCGGAGAAGAUUGAGGUCCACAUUGCCAUUCCACGAGGUUGGGAUCCUUACUGGGUAGGAGAAACAACCCUCCAUCAACAACGGCUCCUGAUUUUGAAGAAGCGAAUCGAGUUGGCUACCGAAAAGCUGGAAGCAACCAUCAAGACAGAAAGUGAAAUAGGCUUUGGAGCAUUUGUUUCAAAUAUGGCAAGUCCCUUCUUCUGCAACGGAAAAUGGUACGAGGACGUGCCAACAUCAUUCUUAUAACAUAUAGGUUGACACUAGAACAGUGUUGCUGCUUAGUUACUACGUACG